GAACUCUUUACUGUUUACUUUGUAUGGGCUGAAUAACAGCCUCUGCUGUAAGAAAGAUUAUUGCUCUGAGCAUAAAGAUGUGGCUGAUUCACAAUGAAUCUUCCUGAGACUUUGGAAACUCCCAUGUCUGUUGACCUCAGAAGAAAGCUGCUCUUUUCUGUGAGUCAAAACUUGAUCUCAAGCAGGAGUUGUGGACUUGUCCCCCCACACCCAGUAGUUCCCGUUGAUCCAUGGAGCAUAAAAGCCCCUGACUUUACCCCAAAACUGUAUACUAUUUUUAAAACGUCUUUGGGGUUGCCACAGAUCAAGGGCAAAAACAUUAACCUGGUUAAAUCAAAUAAUAGUGUGGGAGAAAAAUCUUUUAUUUUGGAAAAGAUUAAUGAUGUUACUCCUUCAUUAUUGCCUGGACUUGAGCAAAAGGGAUGUAAAACAAGAACAUUUAUCACGUUCUACAAACCACCAGACUCACUAGAGUCAAAAUUGUUGUUUGUGAGAGAAGGGAUAUAUCCAGUGGGGCCUUACAAAGAUCCAAAACUUCAUAACUUCAGACCUUGUGCUGAGGGAAUGCCAGAUAUGGUGACUUUUUUAGAAAAGGAUCCUGGCUACUUGAUCUUAAAUUCUCAGUGCCUAAACAAAGUUACUGACAGCCAUCCUAACCUGAGCCCUUCUCAUAGACACACAGUAAGCAAAAUGGAUACUUUCAAACCAGCAGAGCUUAAAUGGGACGCAAAGCUCGUACUACCAAAGAUGCCAUGGCCUCCAAAAUCUGCUUCUUAUACAAGACAUCGCCGCAGAAGAGGAGUAUAUAGUGCCUUAAUGGACCGAGUUGAAGAAAAGUUGACCAACUCCUGGAGGAAAUGAAUCUGUUUUAAG
Sinocyclocheilus rhinocerous is the source of this 873-nucleotide messenger RNA. RefSeq lists its product as uncharacterized. Lineage: Eukaryota; Metazoa; Chordata; Actinopteri; Cypriniformes; Cyprinidae. The transcript is spliced from 6 exons. Bases 94 to 861 code for a protein of 255 amino acids. The record is from RefSeq and is a predicted model, not a curated record.